Messenger RNA from Owenia fusiformis, 901 nucleotides. Lineage: Eukaryota; Metazoa; Annelida; Polychaeta; Sabellida; Oweniidae. The record is from the annotation of a GenBank genome assembly.
UGUAAGUUGUACAGAUGCGCUAAGCGUUGAUUACAGACCGCUCCGAACGACAGGAAAUAAUACCAACCCAUAUUCUUGUUCUUUAAGUCUAGUUUGGCGAGGAUCUAAAAGCAAAGCAAUGACUUCUUUGCCGACUGUCGUAUCUCCAUUGCAAGCAAGUGGAAUUGGCCGCGAGUUACUCUUGGACGAGUACAUGCUGGGGAGAAGACGACAGAGACGAAAUAGAACAACAUUCACUCCGCAUCAACUCGCAUCCCUCGAGGAACUAUUUUCUAGGACGCAUUACCCUGAUAUAUUCGUCCGCGAGGAACUUGCAAAUGAAGUUAACUUAACAGAGGCAAGGGUUCAGGUAUGGUUCCAAAAUAGACGGGCAAAAUGGCGUAAGGAUGUCCGCCUGAGGUAUAACCGUGACACAUGGAGGUCUCGCCCCUUAUCACUAUCUCCAGUCUCAAAUCCAUGGGCAUCAACAGCCGCGCCCUCUAUAGCUAGCAGCCAAGGCUUGGGUACAACAGCCUCUGCUGAGAUGAUGUAUACAGAAACAAUGAGAGUGGCCCAGUCUUGCUUCAGAGAAAGUUUUUCAGCAGCGGCUGCAUUUCACCACCGUGCUACCCAUCCUUGUCUGCCUCUGUGUACCUGUGCAAUCGGCUUAGCAGCGAGGCCUGGUGUAGCAUGCACCAGCCAUUGUGCUGCACACUCGACACCCAGUGUACCAACCGCGGCAGAUUUCCCGGCAAAGCCAGGCACUAAAAGACCACCAUUGAGCAUGCACCCAUGGGUACCCUUACUUGGUCCCCGGAAUAACGACAAAGUUAAUUCAUAUGACGACGAUGAUGUUACGGAAGAUGAAAGCCCAAAUCUAACAUCAUCGGCGGCAACCAGAGACACUCCGAGUCCCAAAUAG